AUGUCUACUCCUGUUGCCAGAAAGAGAACUUUCAAGACCUACUCCUACAAGGGAGUGGACUUGGAAAAGAUGUUGGAAAUGCCAACGGAAGAAUUCGUCAAGUUGGCCCCUGCCAGAGUUAGAAGAAGAUUUGCCCGUGGUCUAUCUUCCAAGCCAGCUGGUUUGAUGAAGAAGUUGAGAGCUGCCAAGUUGGCCGCCCCAGAAGGUGAAAGACCCACUAUCGUCAAGACCCACUUGAGAAACAUGAUCAUCGUUCCAGAGAUGAUCGGCUCCGUCGUGGGUGUUUACAACGGUAAGGUGUUCAACCAGGUGGAAGUCAAGCCAGAAAUGGUUGGCCACUACUUGGGUGAAUUCUCCAUCACCUACACCCCAGUCAGACACGGUAGAGCUGGUGCCACCACCUCUCGUUUCAUCCCAUUGAGAUAA
This is a messenger RNA of Lachancea lanzarotensis, 426 nucleotides long. It is a transcript of the gene RPS15, whose product is annotated as LALA0S09e06964g1_1. The coding region runs from base 1 to 426 and encodes 141 amino acids. Gene Ontology annotation, biological process: ribosomal small subunit assembly; translation. The transcript has a single exon. Gene Ontology annotation, molecular function: RNA binding; structural constituent of ribosome. The record is from RefSeq and is a predicted model, not a curated record. NCBI's taxonomy places the organism in Eukaryota, Fungi, Ascomycota, Saccharomycetes, Saccharomycetales, Saccharomycetaceae. Gene Ontology annotation, cellular component: cytosolic small ribosomal subunit; ribosome.